Molecule: messenger RNA, 462 nt
Organism: Trichoderma gamsii
Lineage: Eukaryota; Fungi; Ascomycota; Sordariomycetes; Hypocreales; Hypocreaceae
Exons: 1
Coding region: 1-462 (153 amino acids)
Source: RefSeq, a predicted model, not a curated record
AUGAACAGGGUCUCUUCCACCAAUAUAAGCCUCAUGCUUAAGCGACUUAAGGCCAGGAAUGAAACCUUUUACGAGACCUCAUAUGAGAAGCGGUCCAUUAAUCGCCUUCAAGCGAUGGAAAAGUUACAGCCACUAAUUGAAAACCUCGAUCAAACCACAAGCGCAACGAAUUUCGUGGCAGAUGUCGAGGCAUCCUUCACGCAAGAAUCAGUCAAGGUUCUCACACAAGACAGAAAGAGAACUAUAAGGCUAGCUGCUGCUGCGGAAGUCGUUGGCAGCCAAAAAGUCCUCGAAUGGAUAGCCGCAGCAAAGGACGACAUGGAAGAAUUCACAUGGGUGGUAACAACCGAGACACCGAAACCUCCUGCAGAAAUAUCACCCGAACUUCUCGAAGAUCUCGAUACUCUUGUUCAAGCUGCUCCUCCAAUAUCCAAGAAUUGCUACGGUCGCGAGUUCAGGUAG